Danaus chrysippus (African queen) is the source of this 4395-nucleotide messenger RNA. The record is from the annotation of a GenBank genome assembly. Lineage: Eukaryota; Metazoa; Arthropoda; Insecta; Lepidoptera; Nymphalidae.
AUGUUUUCUAUUUGUCGUCAAACUCACCCCGCUACGGGUAUUGAGCACGCUAUUAGCUGCUGUUUCUUUAAUAAUGAUGAAGUAUGCCUGAUCACUGCAGGAGCUAAUAUAAUAAAGGUUUUCAGGCUUUUGCCUGAGGGCCACGCAAAAGAGGUUAAUGCCGCCGGUCAACCAAUUCCACCUAAAAUGAAACUAGAAUGCCUAGCUUCAUACACUCUCUGGGGCAAUGUGAUGUCAAUAGCAUCAGUGAAAUGUCCGAGCGCUGGUCGUGAUUUACUGCUUGUAUCAUUCAAGGAGGCAAAGUUAUCUGUAGUACAAUAUGAUCCACAAGUUAAUAAUCUCAUUACACUUAGUAUGCAUUACUUUGAAGAAGAUGACAUGAAGGGAGGAUGGACAACUCAUCCUCAUAUACCUUGGAUAAGAGUGGACCCAGAAUUUAGAUGUGCAGUCAUGUUAUUGUAUGGAAGGAAAUUAGCAGUGUUGCCGUUCAGGAAAGAUAUUACCUCGGAAGAAGGCGACCCUUUGGAGGCUAAGCCAUUAGAUUGUAAGAAAAAUCAACCAAUACAAACCAUGUCUCGAGCUCCGACACUAGCUUCUUAUGUGAUAAUAUUGAAAGAACUCGAUGAAAAAAUAGACAAUAUAUUGGACAUACAGUUUCUGUAUGGUUACUAUGAACCUACUUUGUUGUUAUUAUACGAACCAGUCAGAACAUUUGCUGGACGUACAGCGGUUCGUAACGAUACUUGCGCUAUGGCUGGCGUGAGUCUGAAUAUGUCAGCGAGAGUACACCCUGUUAUAUGGUCUAUAGGGGGAUUGCCGUUUGAUUGUAUACAGGCUGUUCCGAUACAGAAACCUUUAGGUGGUUGUUUAAUAAUGGCUGUGAAUUCUUUGAUAUAUUUGAAUCAAUCCGUGCCGCCCUAUGGAGUCUCUCUAAACAGUAUUGCCACUCAUACAACGAAUUUUCCUCUACGUAUUCAAGAAGGCGUCUGUAUAACACUAGAUGGCGCUAGAGUGGUAGCUUUAGGCGAAACUCGGUUAUCGCUCGCGCUGAAAGGUGGUCAGCUAUACGUAUUAACAUUACUGUCAGAUUCAGUGAGAAGUGUACGAAGCUUUCAUCUUGAUAGAGCGGCGGCAUCUGUAUUGACGUCAUGUAUGUGUGUAAUUGAAGAAGAUUUUCUAUUUCUUGGAUCAAGACUUGGAAAUUCUUUACUAUUAAGAGUCACUGAGAGGGAAAAUAGAAUGUUGUUCUCAGUCGACAAACCUUUAGAAGCUACGGUUGAUCUUACACUGUCUGAAACUGAAAAAGAUAAAGAACCAUUGCCAAAGGAACCCCAAAAAGAAAUAUCCGAUCCACAGGCGAAGAAACGUCGUUUGGAUACUAUUAGUGAUUGUGUGGCGACUAACGUGGUGGAAAUAUCUGAUAAAGAUGAACUUGAAGUAUACGGCUCUGACAUACGGACAUCCACUCAACUUACUAGCUAUGUGUUCGAGGUAUGUGAUUCCCUGUUGAACAUUUGUCCUAUCGGCGACGUGUCUAUGGGAGAGCUUCAGUUAGUUUCUGAAGAAGGGGCAAGCCGAAGGUCGAGACCGGCCCUUGAACUAGUCGCAUGCAGCGGACGAGGCAAAAACGGAGCUCUGGCUGUAUUACAACGAUCACUUACACCGCAACUACUAACAGCCUUCGAUCUACCAGGUUGUAUCGACAUGUGGACUGUAAUCGGCGAAGCGACGGAAAUCAACAGAGAAGCACACAAAGAUAUGGAAGGCAGCCACGCUUACUUAAUAUUAACACAAGAAGAUUCUAGUAUGAUUCUUCAAACUGGUCAAGAAAUUAAUGAAGUGGAUAAUUCAGGUUUCAUGACUACCGCCCCCACUGUGUUCGCGGGGAAUUUAGGAAACAAUAAGUUCAUGGUCCAAGUUACUACUACAGUGAUAAGACUUGUGAGAAAUGGCGUAUUGGUUCAAUCUAUCACGUUAGAGUGGACUGCUCGCAGCGCGUGUACGGCCGAUCCCUACUUGUGCGUGGUGUCAACUUGCGGGAGGGCGUUAGUACUCGCGUUGAGAGAACUAAGAGCUAAGGACGCUACGUCAGCUCGACUCGCGCCAACAAGACAGGCCGUGCCUCAUAGACCGGCGUUAUUAAAAGCUGUUCCUUAUAGAGAUUUAAGUGGGUUAUUCACUAGCACAGACGACAAUAUACAGGUUAAAGGUGAAUUCACAGGUAAAAUAAAAGAGAAAAAUAUUAAAGCUGAAGGUUUCAAAGCUGAUACAGUGUAUGAAUUGAAUGAUGAAGAUGAACUAUUGUAUGGAGGAGAUCAAACACCGGCUUCUAUGGCUAGUAUAAUGUUAGCUGAACAAUCCCACACUAUGGGGGUUCCCCGGCGCGUGAGUCGCUGGUGGCGCCGCCUGUUGGCGGAUGUUAGAGUCACGUACUGGUUGUUCGUUGUGAGAGACAACGGCAACCUAGAAAUAUAUUCGCUACCAGAGAUGAAACUAAGCUUCUUAGUUAGGGAUGUGUGUGCAGGUGAAAGGGUAGGUGGCAAUCACAUAUAUGAACCUUUUCAUAUUUUAGCUGAUAGCUUAGAAUCCGUUCCUCUACCGAAUCAAACAGAGGAAGAUGAAUUCAACACAGGGCAUAGUAGUAACGCGGAGAGACUUCAAGAAAUCCUAGUUGUUGGUUUGGGACAUAAAGGGUCGAGGGUGCUCAUGUUGUUGAGGUGUGAUGACGAUCAGCUCAUGAUAUAUCAGGCCUACAAGUAUCCCAGGGGUAAUCUCCGCAUGCGUUUCUCUCGUAUGUCGUUGUCGUUCCCGUUCGGUUAUCGUAGCGGUGUCGUGUCGUGUCCGGAAGACAGUUAUGAGGCGUCAACCUUACGUGAAGGAGUGAGACAGUUGAGGUAUUUUGGUAAUGUCGGUGGAUACAGCGGUGUGUUUGUAUGCGGUCGGACCCCUUAUAUGUUAGUGUUGGGUUCUCGAGGUGAACUCCGCAUACAUCCUUUAUCGGACCACGCAGCAACCUUCGCGUCAUUCAACAACACCAACUGCCCUCAAGGCUUCAUGUAUUUCAACGACAAGGGUUCGUUGCGUAUCUGUGCGUUACCCACUCAUCUAUCUUUCGAGGCGUCGUGGGCUGUGAGGAAGGUGCCAUUACGUGAGACUCCUCACGCUGUGACAUUCCAUUUGGAGUCGAGGACAUAUUGUCUAGUUUCAUCUGUGUCUCAAUCAACACACUCAUAUUAUAAAUUCAAUGGAGAGGAUAAAGAAAAAUCUAAUGAAAAUAAAGGCGAUAGGUUUCCCUAUCCUAUGAUGGAGCGUUUCUCUAUAAUGUUGUUUUCGCCUGUAUCAUGGGAAGUUAUACCCAACACACGGAUAGAAUUGGAUGAAUGGGAACAUGUUACGUGUUUGAAGAACGUGUCACUUUCAUAUGAAGGCACCAGGUCCGGUCUCCGUGGGUACAUUGCUAUCGGAACAAAUUAUAAUUACGGAGAGGAUAUUACUUCUAGAGGAAGGAUUUUAAUCUACGAUAUAAUAGAUGUUGUACCAGAGCCGGGCCAGCCGUUGACCAAGAAUAGGUUUAAGGAAAUAUACGCGAAAGAACAGAAGGGUCCCGUGACAGCUCUCACACAAGUUUUAGGGUUCCUUAUAUCGGCUGUGGGUCAAAAGAUAUAUCUCUGGCAAUUAAAGGACAAUGACCUCGUCGGCGUAGCGUUCAUUGACACCCAAAUUUACGUACACAGAAUGUUGGCUGUUAAAAAUUUGAUAUUAGUAGCUGAUGUUUACAAAUCAAUAUCGCUAUUAAGAUACCAACAUCAACAUAGGACAUUGUCAUUGGUAUCGAGAGAUCUUAGAACGGCUCAGAUAUAUGACAUGCAGUUUAUGAUAGACAACACGAGUCUAGGUUUCUUAGUGAGUGAGUCAGAAGGUAACUUUGCUAUGUACAUGCAUCAACCUCAAGCGAGAGAGAGUUAUGGAGGUCAACGCCUGAUUCGUAAAUGUGAUUACCACCUUGGACAAAGAGUACACGCAAUGUUUCGUUUAGCAGCUAGAGGGGAGAGACAAACACACGUUACUAUGUUCACAACCCUCGACGGUGGAGUAGGCUACGUGUUGCCUGUCUCGGAGAAGGUGUAUCGAAGAUUACUGAUGUUGCAGAACGUAAUAAACAACUACUGCUGCCAUCUAGCGGGACUCAAUCCUAAAGCUUAUAGGACGUACAAGGUGUCUCGUCGCGCUGUAUGCGGCGGGGCGGCGCGGGGAGUGUUGGACGGAGAUCUAGUGUCAUUGUACACGAGCAUGCCACGGACGGAACAACAAGAUAUCGCGAGAAAAAUUGGUACAAAAGUUGAAGAGAUAAUGUCAGAUCUGUAUGAAAUAGACAGACAGACGGCUCACUUUUAA